UUCUGUCCUAACCCCCAAAUUCAUUUCCAUUGCUUUCAUUCUUCAUUCUUUCUUUAAUCACCAUGAAACUAAUCAACAAGCUUAGUCCCAAGCGUCUCUUCCGAUCUGACAAACAGAGUCGGUUCACCGUCUCCAGAUUCGAUCCUUCAUCGUAUAGCUCGGGUUCGGCUACAUCUUCUUCGUCGGAAUCCGCCUCUUCAGUUCACAAAGGAAUCCAGUACCCUCCAUCCGCCACCGCUGGUAACGGAACACCCACCAGCGUUUUACCCGAAGCAUCGGGCGGCUGGUCUGAUUUUCCCGCUAAUUUUUAUCUAGUGCUUUCCCAAGCUGUCAAAACGGUGGAUAAAGAUAACGACGGGGUUAUUACGAGACGCGAGCUCGAGGAUUUGCUGAGCAAGUUCGCCAGGGAGCCGCCGAGCCAGGAGGAGAUGAAUCGAGACGGCGACGGUUGCAUCAGCCUGGAAGCUUUAGUGAGCCAGGUGGCCGGAUCGGGCUGCUACGAACCGGCUUGCGAACCGGAGCUGAGGGAGACUUUCGAUAUAUUCGAUACGGAUCACGACGGGAGGAUCACGGCGGAGGAGUUAAUGGCGUUCUAUAGGGAAAAGAUAGGGGAUGAGGGGUGCACGUUAGAGGAUUGCCGGCUCAUGAUAGCGAGUGUUGAUAAGAAUGGGGAUGGGUUCGUGUGCUUCGAGGACUUCUCCAAAAUGAUGGGGUCAUACUCUUAUUUUAAGGAGUAAAAAAGAAAAGGGUAUUUAACUUUUCUAAUUAUUUCUUUGAACUUCCACUGUUAUUUCAUUCAUAAGUGAAUUUCACGGCUUAUUUUGUGGUGAAAUUACAUAUUAGAUACCUCAAUAAGAAGGUGCAUAUUAAUUCA
Hibiscus syriacus is the source of this 874-nucleotide messenger RNA. Its product is annotated as probable calcium-binding protein CML35. The record is from RefSeq and is a predicted model, not a curated record. Lineage: Eukaryota; Viridiplantae; Streptophyta; Magnoliopsida; Malvales; Malvaceae. The transcript has a single exon. Gene Ontology annotation, molecular function: calcium ion binding. Bases 63 to 737 code for a protein of 224 amino acids.